AGAGAGAGAGAGAGAGAGAGAGAGAGAGAGAGAGAGAGAGAGAGAGAGAGAGAGAGAGAGAGAGAGAGAGAGAGGGGGAAGGCGGCGUAGACAAGCAGCUAUGGCGAAAAGUGCAACGACAGAGGAAGCCGAUCGGCAGCUUCUAGAGAAUGUGGACGUGCUUGUGAAGGAGGAACUGAAGGUGGUAUCGUAUAAAUGGCUUAGCCGUGCGUUCUCCAUUCCCUGUAAUGCCGCGAAGAAGGUGCUGGCUCGCUACGCAGAGGAGCAAGAAGGCGUCAAUGGAAACGAGAUGGAGGUGGAAAAUGGCGACGAUCAGAGGAAGAAGAAAGGCCCAGUUGUUGUCAUUUACCUAGUCUCGGGAUGGUCGAAGACAGAACCGAAGACUUUCCUUUUUCAGCUGACUUCCAAGGACAAAUUAGAGAGCGUGAAAGGACAGCUAGCUUCGGUCUCGUCCGUACACGUGUACAGCGUGCAGCCGUCAUUACCGAAAGACCCCGCUGAGCUUUGGACAGUCGACCAUCUGCAAGCGCAGGAGCUUUUCAAUCAACCUGUCGAAUACGACAACUGCUUGCGCGACAACAGAUACAGUGCGGUGACGUGUCCUCUUGUGAAGCGCAAUUUGGCGGGAAACUCGCGCAAGGUGACUGCGCCCCCCCCUGACAGCGGAGCUGGAGGAGUUCGUGGCGGUUUGGCUUCGACUUCUGGAUCUGGAUCUGGAUCUGGAUCUCGACCUGAAGCCGGUGCUGUUGCUGGUUCAGCGAAACCAACCUCCGUCUCCACUGCCCCUCUCGGGGUCAAUGCCAAUCGUCAAGGAGGAGGAAGAGGAGGGGGAGAAGUAGAGGGAGGAGAGGGUGGGGGUGGGAAGCGGUUGUUAGCCUCGGAAUCAUCAGGUGGGGCAGAUGGGGGAAAACCACCUCUUCAUCCUCCAAGCGCCACGGGGGUUCCCCCUGGUCUCUCUUCAGGCAUUGGUGGCGGAGGGAAACCUAAUGCUGCGGGCUCCACGUCAGCGAAGACGGGAAUGGGUAGCGGGGGUGCAAAUACUGCUUCGGGGGGGAAGAAGAAGGGUUCUUCUGCUGGAGGCGGUAGUCUGGCCGGUCUAUGGGGUCGUGCAGCGGCGGCGUCGAAUAAUAAUAAUAAACCCAAUGCGAAGAAGGACGCUGCCAAGUCGUCAGCGGCGGUGGGGUUGUCAUCAUCAGGCGCGCGCGCGGAGAAGGAGAAGGAUGAGCAAUGCCGCGGAAGGGGGGACUCCGCCACGGGUGGAAAGCAGCCUGGUCUUGCCGCCAACGCAGAGGCGAAGAUUAUAGCUAUGGAGGAGGAGAUGGCUGAAGCGGAGAGCAGCGACGAUGAUUAUUCCUCCUUUUCGCAUGGAAGGAGGAAGAGGGCAGCUCAGGAAGGAGGAGGUGGGGGAGGAGGAGGUAGUCGAGUUGUAGCGGGGAGGAGGAGAAGGUGGAUGGUAGAUGACGACGAGGACGAAGAAGAUGGCGAUGGCGCGAUGGAUCGGGCGGAGUGCGCGGAUGCGGCGGGGAAUGGCGGCCCGGCGGGAGGUCCCCUUCGCGCUAGCAGCGAUGAUGCUCAACAAGCUAUUCCUGUCGGAAAUGGGGGGAUGAAAGAAGAACGGAGACGCGGAUUGCAGGAGGAGGAGGAGGAGCAGGUGGAGGAUAGGAUUGAGGAGGAGGUGAUCCACUUAGGGAACGGUGGAGAUGGCAGAGAGAAAGAAAGCGGCGCGAGGGUAAGUUAUGAGCAGAGAGAGGUUGGAGGGGAGGUAGGCAAGUCGAGAGAAGAAGGAAAUGGCGCGAAUGCGAAUGUGGCGGGAAAAACAGACAGAGAGGGCAUGAAUGUGGCGGGAAGAACAGACAGAGAGGGCGCGAAUGUGGCGGGAAGAACAGACGGAGACGGCACAAAUGUGGCGGGAAGAACAGACAGAGAGGGCACAAAUGUGGCGGGAAGAACAGGCAGAGAGGGCAAACGGGAGGACAGACCGAAUGGCGGUGCCUCGACUGUUGAUGAGGUGUCCAGGAAGGACCACGUGUCGGCAUCUCUGAAGAAGCGUUCGAUGAAUGGUGAGGGGAAAACAGCAGCAGCAGGAAGCCGAGGAAGAGGAGAGGGGGAUAUGGCGCCUCCAGCGACCGGGAGUGGGUUUGGCGGGAAAAUGGUAGGAGAAAGGGCAUCCUGCGAAGCAGCGAUCAGUAAUGGCGGGAAAGAUGGAGGGCUAAUUAAGAAGCGAAAGGUCGUACGGACGAGGAUCGAUGAGCGCGGGAGAGAGGUUACAGAGGUGGUCUGGGUCAAUGAGAAUAACGAUGAAGUGAAAACCGAUGAGGAUGUGAAAACGAGUACAAGAGACACCGCAGCAGCAACGAAGCACCAGCACGAGCAAGCGGGAGUUUUCUCUGGUGCUCGGGAUUCGGAUAAGUCUGGCAAGCCCGCUGGUGGCCCCUCAACUCCGAUAGCAGCUGGGGCGGGAAAGAGCUCGGCGGCUAUGGCGGCAACGACGACGGCGCCGCAUUCUUCCUCCUCUUCUGCACAUAAGGCGGGUGGUUCGGGCGCAGGUGGAGGAGGAAAAGGUGGGGGGGUAAGUAGGACAUCGGCGGGAAAGGGAGGGGCAGGGAAAAAGGCGGCAGUCAAUCAACCUGGCAUCAUGUCCUUCUUCAGCAGGAAGCCGUCGUGAAUCGAUGGUUUACAAUCGGUGGCUUACGUGUAUAUAUAUAUCUUUGAUUCUCACUGGGAAUGGCAUGCCGGUCGCCAUUCUUUGGUUCAGCAAGAACGGUUGUGGUGCUGAGCAAGCUGCUGAGGGAGCAUUAGUAAUUCCUGGAGUCGAGAAACCUCUCUCCACAGGGGGGGUGAGGGCGUUCACAACCCAUCUAUCAAGAGCGUUGACAUUGAUGUGGCGAGAGCGAGCGUGUCUGUGAACCCGCGGCUGUAUAAGGACUGUUCAUGGCCAUGCGACCCGUUCAAACAUGUGAGGUGGGCGAGCAUUCGCUAAUUUGCGGCUUCUUCCUGUUGCGCUGGGCAAGAUGCUGAUGUAAGAUUACUCUUGCUGGCAUGGAGAAACCGCUCAUUCCCAUUGGCGAGAGCGUUCACAGCUAUUUGUCUUGCAGAGCAUUGACGUUGAUGCUGCAACAACAUCCCCAGUCGUCGUAAAGGAGAACUACAGUCUGCGUGGAAAGAGCAUGUGGCAUUUGCAUUCAGACGUAUGUGGUGAAGCGGUCCAUUUCAGGUCCCGUUGGUGAGAGCGUUCACAGCUAUUCGUGUGCAGAGCAUUGCCAUUGAUGCCGCAACAACAUCCCCAGUCGUCGUAAAGAAGAACUACAGUCUGCAUGGAAAGAGCAUGUGGCAUUUGCAUUCAGACAAAUGUGGCGAAGCGGUCCGUUUCAGGUGAGGCACGAACAUUCUGAAAAUUUGUGGUAUCGAGCGAACAUGGUGUUUGUAUGGCAAUAAUGCUCACUUUCCGUCUGUGUGGUGGAAACGCCCUUAGCUGACCAGGAAGAGAGCAGCGGCAGCUGCUUUAUACGAGACAGGUGCUCACUUCCCGUCUGACAGUGUGCAGUCACAGCGCCCGUAGUUGAGUGUGUUGAAGAGAGCAGCGACAUCGCUUACACGAGGUAGAUUUCUCUUCUCCAGUUUCUUGUUCUUCCGAGCGGCAAGAGUGCUCUACGUACCAUAGGAGCUGAAGAUGAUGUGUGACGUUCGAUAUCCUUGUGUUUGUUUUUUGCCCUGGAUCUCGCGCGAACGAUUGUGUUCAAAGGCUCCGAAGAGUCCUCCCUCAGGCAAUCUGGGAUGAGCGUUGCAGAAUGAUUCUCAACACGGAAGACAUGUCAUGUCGUUGCGGUGGUAAACAAGGGGGAGAUGCGAAGAUUUCAUCAGGGGCAAAGCACUGGUUGCCUCUGUGCUGAGCAGACUCUGUCUAGUACAUGUCAGAAUGCAGUCGUUCGAUGUCGAUGGCGCGGCAUGUUGAAAGUUAGCUUGCGCAUUGCCAAGUCAGCGUACAGGGUGGUGAACAGCGCAGAUGCUGUAGAAAGCGAGCGCGUGAUUCUGUUACAGACAAGAGCUGCAGAUAUGAGGUGUCAGCAGGCCUCAUAUGCCAGCUGACGAACUGUUGCGUGUCAGCCUUUCGUGGUAAGGGUGAUGGGCAGUGGCGUGGCUGUAGAAAGCGAGUGCGUGAUUCUGUCAUAGAUAAAAGCUGCAGACAUGAGGUGUCAGCAGGCCUCAUAUGUCAGCUGACGAAUUGCCGCGUGUCAGCAUUUAGUGGGGAGAGGCUUUGGGAAGCCAGCAGAUGAUUCUUUUACACCCAGGAGCUGCAGACGUGAUGGAUGUCUCGCCAGCAGGCAUUCGACGCCAGUUGGCGAGCUGCCACAUGUCAGGAUAUGGUGGUCGUAAGGGUGGUGAAUUGUGAAGAUGGUGGGGAAACCCGUCCGAUGAUUCUCUUACUGCCAAGAGCUGCGGACAUGAGGCGUCAGCGGCCAUCAGAUGCCGGUUGGCAAAUUGUCGUGCGUGAGCAUGUCAAGGCAAAUAUUAUUACAUAGUAGUGGUAAUGAUGCAGAGCAGUGGAGACGGUAUGGAAAGCCAGCAGGUGGUUCCUUUUACAGCCAAGAAAGAGUGCAGACCUGAGGUCUAAGCAGUCAUCAGGUGCCGGCUUGGAAAUCGCCAUGUGUCGACCACAUAUAGCGGUGAGGGUGGUGACUGGUAAAGAUGAUGUGUGAAAGGCGGCAGGCGAUCGUCUUACGGCCACGAACUGCAGACAUGAGGUGUCAGCUGGCAGGUCGUCAUUCGUUUACAGCCAAGAGCUGCAGACGUGCAGAUUGUGACCGGGCUUGAUACCUUGUGAGGCAUCAAAGGCAAAGGCGCAGAAUCACAUAGACACUGGAGAGAGCUGCAGAAUGACACACACCCUGCAGAGAGCUGCAGAAUGACACAGACUCUGCAGAGAGCUGCAGAAUCUAUGUUCACAGCCAACCAAUCGGUUGAACGGUUGAACCCGCUCUCGAUGAGGAUUCAAUGAAAUUUUGAUCUCGGU
This is a messenger RNA of Chara braunii, 5011 nucleotides long. The record is from the annotation of a GenBank genome assembly. Lineage: Eukaryota; Viridiplantae; Streptophyta; Charophyceae; Charales; Characeae.